Phytophthora sojae is the source of this 2286-nucleotide messenger RNA. RefSeq lists its product as hypothetical. Gene Ontology annotation, molecular function: telomerase RNA binding; telomeric repeat DNA binding; protein binding. Lineage: Eukaryota; Oomycota; Peronosporomycetes; Peronosporales; Peronosporaceae. Gene Ontology annotation, biological process: nuclear-transcribed mRNA catabolic process, nonsense-mediated decay. Gene Ontology annotation, cellular component: telomerase holoenzyme complex. The record is from RefSeq and is a predicted model, not a curated record. The transcript is spliced from 2 exons. The annotation marks the transcript as partial.
CAGAGCAUCAGUGAGCGGCUGUGGCGGAGCUGGUACCGAGAGAUCGAGAAGAACCAGUCGCCGUUCGUGCUGACGUCCUGCUCCAAGUUCUACUCGAGUCUCGUCGACCAGCUGCAGGCCUCGCUGCGCCGACCGAACCGCCUGCCGGAGCAUUUGGACGGACUGAAGCACUCGUUGCAAUUGGCGCUAGUGGCGCUGGGUGAUGUCGCUCGGUACCAACAGAACCGACUUCAGAAAGGUGAGAGUCGGGAUUGGUCUGCGGCGAGGGCAUACUACCAGCGCGCGCUGGAAGUGGCCCCGUCGAGCGGCAAAGUGUACAACCAAAUGGGCCUGCUGGCAGUUCUUGAGGGGAAGCUGGUCGAUGGAGCUUACCUGUACGCGCGCAGCCUCGUGUGUGAGAGCCCCUUCGGUAACAGCAGCAACCUGCUCCACGUAUUGCAACGCGGGAGGACCGCGGACAAGCAGCUGCAGGCCCAGCAACAAGUGUCGGGAUCUCCGAGUUGCGAGGCGAUGGAGGCGUACUCUGCGCGUGUGCUUUCGUGCUUGCGCAUGCUACUGACAGGGAAAGAUUCCAAGUCGGACUGGGGUGAAGCCUUGAAGCGUUCGCUGGCUGCACUCGGCCACCUCCUGGAUGUCUGCGACCAACAGGACGAGUCGAUGCCGAUCGACGGCUCUCUUCUCGAGAAACUGUCGUCAUUGCUAACACACGCUGUCUGCUUGACAAUCGUACUCACUCACAGCACCCAACAUGUUAUUGAGGAGAAAUUGAGUCGCGAGUCGUUCGACGAGGCUUUCAAAGCUGGGGCAGGAAGCGAGCGUACACAAAAAGCUCUUGAAGCCGGUAACGUGAUGGUGUCAUGUGUGCUUUUGAAGCUAGUUGCCUUGCUGUCUGCGUCGGCGGAAUCCACUCGCACCAAGUACUUUGCGAAUGCUCUGUUGCCAGCAGUGAACGUUUACCUGGACUGGCUGCAAUUGCACCAAAAGCUUCUGCUCAAGUUGAAUCCGGGUGCUGCGGCCUUGCAAGAGCAUUGUAUCGCCCUAUUUCACACCUUGUCCGCUAAUGGGUUCAUCGAGCGCGGUCUAUGCUGUGCGAGGAAGUGGGACGAUGACCUGUCGAGCGCCGUGUUGCCCGAGGAUCGUGAGAUGAAUGGGUUUCUGCCGUACGAAAAGGCCCUCCUGGCCCGCUUUCCUGAAGAGCUGACACCAGAAAAGAAUUCCUCUCGACAGCUGACGGAAGAAGAACGUUUGGUGCUGCGUGCGACGCGAUUUAUGACGCUAAGUGAGAGAUUUGUGUUUUCGGGAAAGCCACCAACGCCAAUUUCUUGUAUGGAGUCGGGUUCGUCAAAAAUCACCCAACUGGCCUCAAGUGGUGCAAUCGCAACCACGAUUGUGGACCCAUUCGCGAUUGAUCCUGUUCUCAACGGGCGGCUUUGCGUCCUGUGCAGUAAUACGAGCACUUUUGCAGAGGGCGUGUGCGAGUUUUGUGGCUACGAAGAUGAGGACUGCGAUGUGGACACUGUGUCUGACGACGGAGGAGACAGCUUGAAUCACCCUUCUUGGAUUCAGCAGUACGAUCUUGCUUACAACAAUAACAACUCGAGUCCUGGAACAAGCCCUGCCUCGCCACAAUCACCACCUGUACGUCGAGGCAGCUCCACGUCUUCGUCUUCGCCGCAGUCGACGCCCCCGAUGUCACCGCCCGGAAAGCUUGAGAUUGACUUCAAAACGAUCAUGGCUAUUGGUGCUGACAACGACGACUUUCAAGAUGGCUUGACUGCAAGCAAGGAUCAACGCCGGUUGAUUGUUGUCGACGCCCCUAAUGUUGCCAUGAGGCACGGCAAGGGCAAAGUUUUCUCGUGUGCUGGAAUUGAACUCGCAGUGAACUACUUCCAAGCGCUGGGGCACCGCGUCGUUGCCUUUAUCCCAGACUACAUGCUUCAGUCCGAUGACGAGCGUGCCGAGCGCGAGGAACAGGGGGAGGUCCUCACAGCCGCAAAAAUCCCUGACGACGUCGCGCUUCUUGAGCGCUUGGUGCACAAGGGCGUGUUGAUUCCCACUCCUCCGCAGGACUACGACGACUCGUACUCCAUCCAGUACGCGGGUCUGCACGACGGAUACGUCGUUACGAACGACUUGUUCCGGGACCACAUCGUUAACAUGGUGGGUCCGCGUGAGCGCAAGGUGGCCAUGCGAGCGUGGCUGCGAGCUCACCAGAUCUCGUACUCGUGGGUGCGGAACGAGUUCCUGCCGAACCCGAACUUCAGGUGCGAGGUGGCAUGUACGUAA